Molecule: messenger RNA, 945 nt
Organism: Rhagoletis pomonella (apple maggot)
Lineage: Eukaryota; Metazoa; Arthropoda; Insecta; Diptera; Tephritidae
Product: ribosomal RNA-processing protein 7 homolog A-like
Exons: 2
Coding region: 100-903 (267 amino acids)
Biological process (GO): rRNA processing; ribosomal small subunit assembly
Cellular component (GO): UTP-C complex; CURI complex
Source: RefSeq, a predicted model, not a curated record
GUCGCCGAAAGAAGAAGCAUAUAUCAGCAGCUGUUGUAAACAAAUUAUGGCACGUGCGUAUUCCUGGUCAAUUGUAUUUAUUUGUUGAAUAGCGAAGUAAUGCCCGAUAUUGAGGGCUAUAAAGUGAUACCCUUGCGGCUCACAGCCGAUCGAGCUUUGGAACUUUGCCACCAGAUUUUCAUGCGCGAGCACUUCAUACGCCUUGAAGAUGCGAGUAAACCGAAGGGACGCACACUUUUCCUACUCAACGUGCCACCUUACGUAUCGGAACAAAGCUUGGGCCGCUUCUUCCGCAAGAGUGUUGAUGUACUAAAUAAAGUAAGCUUCGCUGAACGUCCAGGUCGAAACGAAAGCGAAAAAUGGCAGAAAUAUAACAUCCCAUUCAGCAGUUCAGCUGUGCCUUUUAAAUUUAAAGUGGCUUACGUUGUCUUUCAAAAAAGUACGGGCGUGCAACGUUCUCUACAAUUGAGUAGCAUUGAUUUGUUUAACAGCGAUGGCGACUGUGUACUAGAAUCGGGUAUGCAGUUGUGGCACAGUCAGUAUGAGGAGCGUAUAUUGGAUGAAACAGAGGCACAAGCACGCAUUGACAAGUUUAUGGAAGCGUAUGAUAAACGCGAGAAGAAAGCGCUGGAGGCGGCUAAAAACUCCGAAGCCGAUGCGGACGGUUGGGUGACUGUUGGCAAACAAGGCCGUAAUGCCGGAUUUGAACAGAAAGAAUCUGUGGUUGGUCGCUUAGAAGAAAAGAUAGUUCGCGGCAAGAAAAAGAAGGAAUUAGAUAAUUUCUAUACGUUUCAAAUACGCGAGUCGAAAAUGAAAAAUAUAGUAGAAUUGCGUAAAAAGUUCGAAGAAGACAAGCAAAAAAUUGAAGCGCUUAAAAAGACCAGGCGUUUUAGACCCUUUUAAAGUUGGUAGUUUUUAAUAAAUGAAGCUAUACAUUCUUAUAAA